UUGCUUCUGGCAACCCUGCAGAAAAAACGUGUGUUUUGAUCUGCGGCGUGUUUUUAAAAUUUAAACACGCAAAACAAUAUAUACCUCAAGAAGGAGACUCUGACCUAGACACAGACUACCUUCCAACACAAUGAGACGUCCUAAGAAGUACGAGUCAGGUGAGGCCACUCAGUAUAUCAGCCGUCGUGCUGCCUUGCGUCGCCUUCAGUUGUCGCUCAAUGAUUUCCGUCGCCUGUGCAUUUUAAAGGGAGUGUAUCCCCGUGAGCCUAAGCAUAGGCGUCGUGCACAGAAAGGCUCCUCGGAAAUUAAAAUCCUUUACCAUGCCAAGGACAUACGUUUCUUGCUGCACGAAUCCAUUGUGUGGACUCUGCGUGACUAUAAGAUCUUUGCCAAGAAAAGUGGACGCGAUCGGGCUAUCAAGGAUUUCCGCAAUCUAAAGCGACGCCUUGCAUUAUUCCCUGAAAUUAAACUGGAUCACAUAGUUAAGGAGCGUUAUCCCACAUUCAUUGAUGCUCUAAAGGAUCUGGAUGAUUGUCUGACCUUGCUGUUUUUGUUCAGCACUUUUCCAUCUUUGCAUUUGAUUCCACGCGAACAAUCGGCUCUCUGUCGUCGUUUGACCAUAGAGUUUCUUCACUAUGUCAUCGCCUCGAAGUCACUGAGAAAGGUUUUCAUUUCGAUCAAGGGCUACUAUUUCCAGGCUGAGAUCAAGGGCCAGAAAGUUACCUGGAUAGUGCCACAUUAUUAUCCAUUUAAGCCGCAAUCCCGCCAGGAUGUCGACUUUAAGGUCAUGUCCAUUUUCGUUGAGUUCUAUACUAUUAUGUUGGGUUUUGUCAAUUUCCGUUUGUUCCAUGGCCUCAAUUUGGCCUAUCCACCACAAUUCCCAAGCAGUGUGCUACAAGAUAACUCAGAGACCCUGCAAGAUGAGUCUAGCUUUGUAUCUGAUCGCAUAGCUGCUUUGAAUUUUGAACUUCUGCGCACCGACAAAUUGAUGGAAGAUGAGGAGGAGUUGGAUAUUGAUAUGGAAUUACUUGAACAGGAUGGUGAUUCUAAGCGAAUCAUCAAAAUGAAACAGGAAGCUCAGGAGGUGGCUCGUUUACGCACACUUUUUAAGGGUCUGAAGUUCUUCAUCAAUCGGGAAGUUCCCCGUGAACCCUUAAUCAUUCUUAUACGCUCAUUUGGAGGUAAAGUCUCGUGGGAUGCUUCCGUCUUUGCUGGUGCCACCUUUGACGAGAGCGAUGAGACAAUCACCCAUCAAAUUGUGGACAGACCCAGUCUAUCGACACAAUAUAUUUCGCGGGAUUAUAUCCAGCCGCAAUGGGUAUUUGAUUGCAUCAAUCAGCGUCAAUUGUUGCCCACAAAUAAAUAUUUUAUGGGUGAGCAACUGCCGCCACAUUUAUCACCAUUUGUGGACUCCAAACGAGAGACGUAUAUACCACCCGAAGAAAAGGCUCUGCACGAUCCCUCUCUGAUUGAAACUCAUGUGCAAAGUGAUGAUGAUGAUGAUGAUUCAGAUGCUGAGGCGGAUAACCAGGAGGAGGAAGAGAUUGAACAGCAGUUGUUGGAUGCUCAAUUGCAGCGUGCCUACCAACAGGAGACAGCAGAAUAUAAAAAAUAUGGCGGUACUGAUGGCGUCAACGAAGAUGAAGAAGAUUCUGUUGAUGAUGACGACGAAGAGGAUGAAGAAGAAGAGGAGGAGGAGGACGUCGAGCAGUUGGAUGACAAAACCAAGCGCUUACUGGAAGAGAAACAAAAAAUGAAAGUCGAGUCGGGCAAGGUGCAUAAGGUUAAUAAACGACAAAUUCGUAAAGCCGAAGUGGAUGAGCAUCGUCUGCAGGCUCGCAUGGUUAAGCCGCGUCACCGGAAUCUCUUCCGCAAAUUGAUACGGGAGAAGCAAACAAAAGAAAAGGAGGAAUGGUUACUACGCAAAAAGCGUCGCAACAUCGACGCCGAUGCAAAGGAAGCAAAGAAAACAGCCAAACGGGAGGCAAAAAAGGCGGCUGCUGAAGCUGCUGCCAAAGCCUUAAAGAUGGCUUAAUUUAAUCUAAACUUGUGUCUUGAUUUAGCUUAAGUAUUUCCUCCUCCCCUCAAACCCUCCUCCUAUCCAAAUAAAACUAAAAAGCAUAGAACGGAAUAUGAAUCCAACAGAAAAAUAAAAUGUAACUAAACAAUUUUGCACCGUA
Drosophila willistoni is the source of this 2180-nucleotide messenger RNA. Its product is annotated as pescadillo homolog. Bases 131 to 2035 code for a protein of 634 amino acids. Gene Ontology annotation, cellular component: PeBoW complex; nucleolus. Lineage: Eukaryota; Metazoa; Arthropoda; Insecta; Diptera; Drosophilidae. The record is from RefSeq and is a predicted model, not a curated record. Gene Ontology annotation, molecular function: RNA binding. The transcript has 5 exons. Gene Ontology annotation, biological process: maturation of LSU-rRNA from tricistronic rRNA transcript (SSU-rRNA, 5.8S rRNA, LSU-rRNA); ribosome biogenesis.